Molecule: messenger RNA, 726 nt
Organism: Phytophthora sojae
Lineage: Eukaryota; Oomycota; Peronosporomycetes; Peronosporales; Peronosporaceae
Exons: 3
Coding region: 1-726 (241 amino acids)
Source: RefSeq, a predicted model, not a curated record
AUGGCUAUCUCCAACCACGGGUACGGCGCCAUCGCCAUGAUCACCAUCGGCACGCUCUACAACGCCGUGGCCAUGAUUCUCCCCAUGUGGACUGUCAACUCCACCGCCGGCCUCAUGAGCUUCUGCAUCGACAGCGAACUCACGAACACCAGCACCGCACUUGACCACUGCUUCUACUACAAGUUUGGCUCUGGAUACGAAGAGCUCUCCGUCAUCGACGAGAAGGUCUGGGCCGAGUACUCGCAGUACGCCACGUGCGAAGGCUACAGCAAGGCCGGCGAUGUGAGCGACGCCGAGCGUCUCAAGUACACAACGGUGCUGGCCACUGCCGCCGGUAUGGACGCCGAGCAGUUUAACAAGUUCCUGGACAAGUCGUGCGGUCUGCUGGGUAUGGCCACGAUGACCUUCGGCGGCAUGAGCAUGUCGAACGGCCUGAUGGCCAUCAUCGCGAUUGUCGGCGCUAUCACAUGCCGCAAGGGCGACAAGAAGUGGGUGGGCGGCGGCUUCUUCCUGGCGGGCGCCGAGCCUCUGGGCAAGAAGGACGACACGUCGCUGAAGACGGCGUUCUUCCUGAUGAUCAUCGCGAUGCUGCACUACCCGCUAGCCAUGUUCAUGUUCUGGAAGCACCUGCAGGAGCAGAACUCGACGAAGGAAACGGAGGACGACCAAAACACCUUCAUUCUCGAAGCAUCCGACAGCCGAGGCGGCUCCCGUGCUUACAUGUAG